UCUCGUCAUACAUCUCUCAUCGCCAUAAAACCAGCUCUUCAUUGCGGCUUCACGAGAAUGAGGGGCAAUUCACUGCCCCCGAUACUCGGACGUGCCGCAUCAAUCCACUCAAGCAAGCUGCGAUGCAGCCAACACACCCUCGUCCAUCUGCCCGUCCUCAACACCAGCCAACAAGCAGCAGCACACACGCAGCAAUUAUUGUCGGCGUGAUCAUUGGCACCCUGGGCAUCAUUACCAUAUCACUCUUCGUUUGGGAUCGAAGACGGAAGCAUGGUGUCAAGAGAGGAUUCCGGAUCAAGUCUCCAUCGACAAUACCACAAUAUGGAGGACGAACUUAUCAGGAGAAAGACCUGGAACUUGAGACUGGCAUCAUUCAUGAGCCAUUGCCGGUGUACCAAAGGGACUCGAGCGCGAUUCGAGACCAAGCGCAACUGAAGAUGAUUUCAGAACCGCAACACUGAAUGGGAGGGGUGAAGGAGGCUUCAUUGGUGGACAGCAUCGAGUCGUAGAAGCGGAGGUCUUGAAAACGCUAGCGGUGAG
Molecule: messenger RNA, 540 nt
Organism: Didymella exigua CBS 183.55
Lineage: Eukaryota; Fungi; Ascomycota; Dothideomycetes; Pleosporales; Didymellaceae
Exons: 1
Coding region: 123-461 (112 amino acids)
Source: RefSeq, a predicted model, not a curated record